AUGUCUUACAACAAAGCCUACGAGCCCGUCAGAGGCGACGUUGCCCAGUCAGACUACGAGCUCAUUGACUCGGACCCUUACUACACCAGAGUCAUCUCGUACUUCAGAGCUUCUGACAUCGCAGUCUGGGGUGCUUCUACUGCAGCUUUCCCAGUCGGUCUUGUGGCCUGGGAGAAAUUGGAGCCUGUGGGCGGUGCUUUCAAAAAACCAGGUAAGGUGCCUGCUCCAGCUUUGAGAGCUGCCACGUUGAUGGGCUUUUUGGGAGGUUUCUACCUUGCGUACAUCAGAUCCAGUAAAAGAUUCUUGGGCUGGUCUGAAAACGCCAGAGAGGUCAAGAAGGAUAGGUACGAAAUCAAGAAGUUGUUGCUGGAGGAGAAGUUGCCAUACCACCAGAAUGAGUCUGUGUUGGACGACAGAAUGAAGGAUAUCGCCAACAGAAACUCGCAGUACUCCUUCACUGCAUUGUUCAUUCUUCCCUGGUUCAACAUGGCCCACCACCCAUACCACGGUGUUGACAUUAAGAAGUACUACGAGAACCGUGAGGGCGAGGAGAGCUGGGGCUUCAACUUGAAGCCUUACGAGGAGAUUGUUGCCAAGUACACCAAGACGGUGGAGUAA
Candidozyma duobushaemuli is the source of this 618-nucleotide messenger RNA. It is a transcript of the gene NUO1, whose product is annotated as Nuo1p. The coding region runs from base 1 to 618 and encodes 205 amino acids. NCBI's taxonomy places the organism in Eukaryota, Fungi, Ascomycota, Pichiomycetes, Serinales, Metschnikowiaceae. The transcript has a single exon. The record is from RefSeq and is a predicted model, not a curated record.